Molecule: messenger RNA, 2433 nt
Organism: Stylonychia lemnae
Lineage: Eukaryota; Ciliophora; Spirotrichea; Sporadotrichida; Oxytrichidae
Source: the annotation of a GenBank genome assembly
AUGAACAAAGUAGAUUCAUAGACACAACUUAAGCCUCCCCUGAACAUGAAUAUCGGUCUGCCACCAAAGUCCCCAGGAGGAAUCGGUAAUAAAUCUGCUAGGAAUCCUAGAAUCAAGCGAAACUCUUCUCCAUAAUCUACUGGAAAUCCUUUCUAGCAUCCUGUUAAUUCAGAACAAACCAUUCAUUUUACUCAAAGAAAUAUGUAUUAAGGAACUCCUCCAACAGAUGAUAUAUCGUCCAUACCUUCGGGAAAGUAAACUCCAGACUUUAGAAAUAUUUCUAGUCGUAACUAGGGUAUAAGAAAACAAUCACUAACUGUGGGUUAAUCACUCCUUGAAAGUCCAAAUAAUCCUGACUAGCUAAACUAAAACUAUUAUACUCAGCCAUUUGGAUCACAAGAGGAUGCGUAUUCAAAGGUAUUUUCUCCUUAAACAAUGGAUAAAAGAUUCCCGAAGCUUAAGCCUAUUAAUGUUUGUAAGAAAGUAUCUAAAAAGUAGUUGUUAAAAUAAAUUAGCAAACAACUUAGCUAAGACCAGAACUUUGUGUUCUAAUCAGUAGAUGGUAGCUUGAAUUCAAUCGCAGGACAGACCAUAAAGAACACUCAAUAGAGUUUCUAUGAUUAUAAUCAAUCAUCCAUGUUAUAAAAUUCUUAAUCUCAGAAGAAUCUUCCAACAUAGCUGAUCUCGGAAGAAUAGAACUUUUAACCUCAAUCUUCCUUUAGAGAGAAAGUUAAUUCACCCCCUCUUUUUAACCCAUCUGAAAAAGAUCUAUCCGAGAUAGUUAGAGAAGCACAAAAUAUUGCUAAAAAAUCUGGAAGUGCUGUUGGAAGCAAAGAUUCAAUUGCAGUUAGUACAGCUAUGAUAGAUUAGGACAUCCCAAAUAAUAUGAAUAUGCCGAAAUCUCAGGGUCGAAAUCCGAUGAAUUAAUCUUAGAAAAAUCCAAAUUUAACAAAAAGUUAAUCCUAACCAAACGGUGUAAACUAUUUGCAAGACCCUAAUGCAUAAGCAUAGCAAACUAAUGGCCAAGGUUAAGGCUAAAACAAUAACUUUGAGUUUAAGUUAUUCAUGCGUCAUAAUUAUAUCCGUGAUAAUAACAACGAAAAUCAAGUACAAAUGGAGACAUAUAUAAAGAGCAGUGGUACUUACAAUAAAAUGAAAAGGAAAAAUCAGAUUUCAAUCCUAGAUUCUGUGAAUUACGAUAGUAAUACAUCGAGAUAGUAGCAAACCGAUCAUUAUGGACUUAAUGGGAGUAGAACUGCUAGAUAAAAUGAAUUCAGUUUGCCAAAGAUUGAUAAAAAUAACAGCCACUUAAAGAAUAGUAUAAAUGGGUCAGAGGAUAUUUAACAAUAAAAUCCAAAAUAAAAAGUAUCAGUACAAGGUGCAUAAAACUUAAAGCAAAUUAUUCAGCAGCAAAAGCUUAAAGGCUAGGAACAGAUCAUUAAGGAUUAGGCUAAGUUAGUAGCACAUUAGCAGCAGUAAUAAUUAUAGCUUGGAGAGCAAAAUGAGAAUCUGAAAAAGACAAAUAAAUUUAGAGCAAGAUACCUUACAAAAAAGACAGACUCUCAUUAUUACAACCCAAGCAUGCUUUAAUAAAGCAACAUUCAAGAUCAAAACUUAACUAAUGCUUAAAUUUAUCUUCAAGGAGUCUAACAGCAAUAGCAAUAAGUGUUUUAAGAUUACUAGCAGCAGCAGGACGAUAAGUAGCUCAAUAAGGAUAUUGACUAACUAAUUAAUUAGUAAAUGAUUAAGCAAUAGCAAAUGCAAUAUUAACAGAAAUAGUAUUAAGAAUUAAAAGAAGCAUUACUACAAUCAGAUAAAAACUUAUAGCAACAGAUUCCUUAAAGUUACAUGAGAUCAUCAAAGAAUCAAUAGCCUGAAAAGUAAUCAUAAUCCCCGCCAUCAUAUCGAUAUUAGCAAUAACCAUAACAAAACUAACAGUUUCAAACUGUAGGGACCAAGGUCCCAUAUAAGAGAAAGAUUGUGAGGGGCACUAAUGACUAGAUUGAUUUAAAUAGAGACUACUAAACAAUGCAAAAUCCUUAGUAAAAUAUGGCAAAAUAUGAUUAAAAUGACGUGGCAUUCAUAGAUGCCUAGUUUCAACAAGAUGACUAACUAAGCUAAGAAUUUUUCAAUUCUACCGCUUCAAAAACAAACAAAAGAAAAAUAGAAAAGAUGAUUAUUGAGUCAAGAACUAUUGAAGAGCUGGCAAACAGUACUAAUGGCACUACUUCGCAGCUAUAUCAUCUAUAGAGUAUACAGCAGGCAUCUCAAUCAUAGCCAAAUAAGGCUAUUGAGGUGGACGAGGCUUACAGCUAAAUGCCUAUGGCCAAACCCCUUUAUAAGGUAAUGAGCAGCUAAGUUAUGAGGAAUGCUAUCAUCCAUGAGGAUGAUGCUGAAUCAGUAUUAAGCUCCAGAAUGGCUUCUAGGAAAUGA